AUGCCAAGGGAAUUUACUUUGGCAGACGGUGGCACGAUCCCCGCUGUCGGGCUUGGAACGUGGCAGCUGGAGGGGGACAGAGGCCAGAAAGCUAUUGUACACGCACUCAAAAACGGCUAUCGCAUGUUGGACUGCGCGUUCUCGUAUGGCAACCAGGCCUUAGUUGCGAAAACGAUCGAGCUGUCCGGCGUGGCACGCGAGGACCUGUUUAUCGUGGACAAGCUUGCAAACACUUGGCACUCUGCUGCUGAGGAGUGUCUAGACAGGACGCUUGCUGCGCUAAAAACAGACACCCUAGACCUAUGGCUGAUGCACUGGCCCUCGCCGUUGAACCAUCGCGGCAACCAUCCCAAGUGCCCCACGUUGCCUGAUGGCACUGUGGAUUUUGAAAAAGACUGGAACUACGUGAAGACAUGGCAAGCAAUGAUCGAGAUCCAAAAGCGACGGCCGGAGGUCAAGCGGCUGGGCGUCGCCAACUUCGGCAUUAAAGAGCUCGAAGCGAUCAGCGUGACAGGCGUGCUACCACUGGUCAAUCAGGUUGAGCUACAUCCUUCGUGCAACCAGGAAGAUCUGCACAACUACUGUUUACAGAAAGGAAUACAGCUCGUCGCCUACAGUCCCCUGGGCUCAACAGGAUCUGCGCUGCUUCACAAUCCCAACCUCAGGGCAAUUGCUGAAAAGAAUAAUGCUACCGUUGCACAGUGUCUGCUGAGCUGGGGUGUCGCAAAGGGAUGGCCGGUCAUCCCGCGCUCGUCAUCUCCAGAGCGCCUCGAUCAGAACUUGAACAUUCUAGAGCUGUCGGGAGCAGACAUGGACGAGAUUUCCAGAAUAGGAAAGGCAUUGCCAAAACGGUACGUCACUGCUUCGUGGCAUACUUUUGACGAGAUCGUUUAG
Molecule: messenger RNA, 894 nt
Organism: Ogataea angusta
Lineage: Eukaryota; Fungi; Ascomycota; Pichiomycetes; Pichiales; Pichiaceae
Exons: 1
Coding region: 1-894 (297 amino acids)
Molecular function (GO): oxidoreductase activity
Source: RefSeq, a predicted model, not a curated record